CGGGGCACCGGCGUCGUUCGCGGUUCCUUGGCGGCUUGAAAGCCUAUUUUGGUUUCCGCCCCUUUUUCUCUUGCUCUUUCUAAUCCUUCCCCCUCUGCAAUUACGGCCAGGAACCCUUUUGAAAUUUCUUCUAAGUUGAAGCGUAGGACCAAUUUCGUCAACACAAUCCGGAAUGGUCAACAUGGCGGCCGCCGUAAGGUGCCUUGGUAGAGUCUUGAUACAUCAUCAAAAGCAUAGUCUUUCCAAGAUGGCUUAUCAGACACCUCUUUAUCCUUGUUCUGUAUAUGUUCAGGUGCCCAGCAGACAUUUUGCUGCUGCUACAAAGCCUGCAAAGAAAACAAAAAAAGGUGUGAAAGACAAAGCAUCAGAUGAGAAAAAAGAUGAGAUAGAAAAAAUAAAGUCAUACUCCUUUAGGGAAGGCGAACCUGAGGAUGAUGUCUACUUAAAGCAUUUAUACCCAAGACGGAUAUAUGAGGUGGAGAAAGCUAUUCAGUUACUUAAGAAAUUUCAAACUCUAGACUUUACUAAUCCAAAGCAAGGUGUUUAUCUUGAUUUGACACUGGAUAUGGCAUUGGGGAAAAAGAAAAAAGUGGAGCCAUUUGCCAGUGUUCUUCGUUUUCCAUACCCAUUCGUUUCAGAAACCAAUAAAGUUGCUGUAUUUACAGGGAAUGCAUCAGAGAUUAAAAUAGCAGAAGAAAAUGGAGCUGCAUUUGCAGGAGGAAUUAAUCUAAUUCAGAAGAUUUUGGAUGAUGAAAUUCAAUCAGACUUUUAUGUAGCUGUUCCAGAAAUAAUGCCCGAGCUUAAUCAAUUAAAGAAAAAGCUGAAAAAAAGAUUUCCAAAACUAACUCGAAAUUCCAUUGGCCGUGACAUCCCCAAAAUGCUUGAAUUAUUUAAAACUGGACAUGAAAUUAAGGUAGAUGAAGAAAGGGAGAACUUUCUCCAGACCAAAAUAGCAACACUGGAUAUGCUAAGUAACCAGAUAGCUGCGAAUCUGCAAGCAGUCAUCAGUGAAGUUUGUAAGCACAGACCACUCAGUUUGGGACCUUUUGUGGUACGAGCUUUCCUUCGUACUUCAACAAGUGAAGGUUUGUUACUAAAGAUCAAGCCAUUGUUGCCUAAAGAAGUAGAAACCGAAGAGGGUAACAAAGAAGAUGCCUAACAAUGUUAUAUUUUGAAAUUAUUUUCAGUGGAUUAAGAAGCAACAAAGAAAAUUAUAAAACUGUAUAUAAUUUCUA
This is a messenger RNA of Zalophus californianus (California sea lion), 1235 nucleotides long. It is a transcript of the gene MRPL1, whose product is annotated as mitochondrial ribosomal protein L1. Gene Ontology annotation, cellular component: large ribosomal subunit; mitochondrion. Lineage: Eukaryota; Metazoa; Chordata; Mammalia; Carnivora; Otariidae. Gene Ontology annotation, biological process: translation. Bases 173 to 1159 code for a protein of 328 amino acids. The record is from RefSeq and is a predicted model, not a curated record. The transcript is spliced from 9 exons. Gene Ontology annotation, molecular function: RNA binding; structural constituent of ribosome.